Messenger RNA from Rhea pennata, 898 nucleotides. RefSeq names its product N6-adenosine-methyltransferase TMT1A-like. Gene Ontology annotation, molecular function: S-adenosylmethionine-dependent methyltransferase activity. The record is from RefSeq and is a predicted model, not a curated record. Lineage: Eukaryota; Metazoa; Chordata; Aves; Rheiformes; Rheidae. The transcript has 2 exons. The coding region runs from base 117 to 863 and encodes 248 amino acids.
CGCCUGUGACUGCACUAGAGAGGAACACAGCAAGCACACAAACCCAGCUCCAAGUUCCCAGUGUGCUAACGCGCCGAGGAACAAGCUCUGUGCUGUACGGAUCCUCUGCCUUCACGAUGGAAACGACGGAGGCCAGCAUUCUGCUCUUCCGCGCCUGCCUCGCACUGCUUGCCAUGCCCGUCUACCUGCUAUCAUUCCUGGGCUUAUGGGAGCCUUUCUGUAAGAAAGUAUUUUUUCCUUUCAUCCUCAAGAAGCUUUCUGCCGUUCACAACAGGAAAACACUGAAGCAGAAACAGGAACUAUUUCGGAAUCUGCCUGAGUUUGCAGGCGCCUCCGGAGAGUUGAAGCUGCUGGAGAUUGGGACCGGCUGCGGCGCUAACUUCCAGUUCUACCCACCAGGCUGCAAAGUGACAUGCACUGAUAUAAACCCCCACUUCCAGCAAAGCCUUUCUCAAAGCAUGAAAGAGAACCAGCACCUCCACUAUGAGCGUUUCUUAGUAGCUGCGGCAGAAGACCUGAGCCAGGUGCCCAGCGGCUCUGUGGACGCAGUUGUUUGCACUUUAGUCCUAUGCUCCGUGAAGGACAUAAACAGCACCUUGAAAGAAGUAUUGCGAGUGCUCAGAUCGGGCGGUGCUUUCUACUUCUUAGAGCACGUGGCUGACGAUCGCUCCAGCUGGAGGUAUUUUUGGCAGCAGAUCUGCUAUCCAACUUGGAAACUCGUGUUUGAUGGGUGCUGCCUAACAAGAGAGAUAUGGAAAAACCUAGAACAGGCCAACUUCUCCGAAUUGAAAUUACAACACAUCACCGUUCCUCUACCUUGGCCACUUAUUAAGCCUCAUAUCAUUGGACAUGCUGUGAAGUAAUUCAUAUUGCAUGUGUAUUAAACCAUUAGACCGAU